UCUCCCUUUGCGCCCACUUCUUUUCACCUUCUCGGCGCUGAGCUCAGCCUAGGGGCACACCUGAUCUCUCUCCUCCUCGUUCCCUCUUCUUCCUCCCGUCCUUUUCCUCUUCUCCCCGGAGGGGUUCUGCCGAGGAAGGCAGCCAAGAAGCGGGGAUGUGGGUCCCCCUCUGACAGUGGCCAGGUUUGGGGAGGACACGCGACCAAAUGGCCAAGUGGCUCCGGGACUACCUGAGCUUCGGAGGCCGGCGACCCCCUCCGCAGCCUCCGACCCCCGACUACUCGGAGAGCGACAUCCUGAGAGCCUAUCGAGCACAGAAGAAUCUAGACUUCGAGGACCCCUAUGAGGAUGCUGACAGCCGCCUGGAGCCGGACCCCGCGGGCACCGGGGACCCCAAGGGCCCUGGAGACACCAAGUACGAUUCUCCCAAGCACCGGCUCAUCAAGGUGGAGGCCGCAGACAUGGCCAAGGCCAAGGCCUUGCUGGGCAGCCCUGGGGAGGAGCCGGAAGCUGACACCGAAUAUUCGGACCCUUUUGAUGCCCAGCCUCAUCUGCCACCCCCAGAUGACGGUUACAUGGAGCCUUACGAUGCGCAGCGGGUCGUAAGCGAACUGCCUGGCAGGGGAGUGCAGUUGUAUGACACUCCCUAUGAGGAGGAAGACCAAGAGCCAGGGGACGAGCCCCCUUCUGGAGGACAGAAGCCUCGACAGAGCCGACUGCCCCAGGAAGAUGAGCGGCCAGCGGAUGAGUAUGACCAGCCCUGGGAGUGGAAGAAAGACCAUAUCUCCAGGGCAUUUGCAGUGCAGUUUGACAGCCCUGACUGGGAAAGGACCCCAGGCUUGGCCAAGGAGCUCCGGAGACCCCUGCCCAGAAGCCCCCAACCUGCAGAACGCGUGGACCCGACCCUGCCCCUGGAGAAACAACCGUGGUUUCACGGCCCGCUGAGCCGGGUGGAUGCUGAGAGCCUGCUGUCCCUUUGCAAGGAAGGCAGCUACCUUGUGCGACUCAGCGAGACCAGCCCCCAGGACUGCUCCCUGUCCCUCAGGAGCAGCCAGGGCUUCCUGCAUCUGAAGUUUGCGAGGACCCGCGAGAACCAGGUCGUACUGGGCCAGCACAGCGGCCCCUUCCCCAGCGUGCCUGAGCUGGUCCUCCACUACAGCUCACGCCCGCUGCCUGUGCAGGGCGCUGAGCACCUGGCCCUGCUCUACCCGGUCACCACGCAGACCCCCUGACUGGCUGCCCUUCGCCGGGGAGCCCGCUGGUGCAACAGCUGGAGGUCUUUACAGUCUAGAAAGAGAUAGACAGAUGGAUGGACAGACUCCCUACCCCGGGUGCUGAGUCUUACAUGGGGGCCACCAUCUCUGCCCCCUUCUGGGUUCUGGGGCCCAGAAUUUUGUCUC
Messenger RNA from Loxodonta africana (African savanna elephant), 1400 nucleotides. It is a transcript of the gene SHD, whose product is annotated as Src homology 2 domain containing transforming protein D. Lineage: Eukaryota; Metazoa; Chordata; Mammalia; Proboscidea; Elephantidae. The record is from RefSeq and is a predicted model, not a curated record. The transcript is spliced from 6 exons. Gene Ontology annotation, molecular function: phosphotyrosine residue binding. Bases 207 to 1232 code for a protein of 341 amino acids.